Messenger RNA from Trachymyrmex cornetzi, 652 nucleotides. RefSeq lists its product as uncharacterized. The record is from RefSeq and is a predicted model, not a curated record. Lineage: Eukaryota; Metazoa; Arthropoda; Insecta; Hymenoptera; Formicidae. The coding region runs from base 14 to 652 and encodes 212 amino acids. The transcript is spliced from 4 exons.
GAUUUUAUUAAUCAUGGUCAAUUACGAUCAACCAUUCGCCAUCGCACGUUUCUUAGAAAGCGAUACAUUUUCUGAAGUCCCAAGUAAUUGGUUAUACGAAGAAAAAAAUAAAAUUUUAUGUUGGUGGCCAGUAAAAGUAAAAAAUGUCACGUCUUAUAUAUCAAAUCGUAUACCACCAGAUGAGUCAACGUGGGAAAUGUGCGAGGUUGAAAUAGAAACCUAUUGUGAUACUUGGGAAAAAGCAAGAAAAAUAGCGGAUGACCCCAUGUAUAGAACUACGGAUGAUGAGGAUCUUGGCAAAGGCCGUCGAACAAAAAUCAAUAACACUAGAUUCAGUUCUUCGCCAGAAGAUUCAAUAAAGAAAAAUGAAAUCACUAAAAGUAAUAAAGUAAAAAAAAAGGGCGAAUACUCAAAACCAAUUAUCACAAGUUGUAUUACUGUUCCACCCAUGUUAACUACAAAAGAUAUUGAGAGCAGUAAUAUUAUUUUUGACGGAAAUAUAAAUGUUAUAAAUGCAGCCGAUGCCAAUUCAUUUCCUGUAACAUGUGUUAAUAACCUGGAAUCCGAUAAAGAAAUAUUACAGAUAGCGCGAGAUAUUGCUAUCAUUAAAGGUAUUCCACAAAUUCUAAUUUUACAUGAAAAUAGAUUGUGA